UCCGUCAACACGACGCUCGAGUCAACAGGUGUCUCGCGGGAACGGUACCAGUUCUUCCAGUGUUUCGUUCGCGUGCGGCAAAAGGGGUGUGCUCCGAGACUCCUACGUCCUAAUCCUUCGUCCCUAAAUUAUCCACCCUUUGCGGGAACAUGAUGGCAGAGACGGUGGUCACGGUGCAAGACGGCUCUAGCCACAACGCCAACAAUCCCAGGCAGACGCCGACCGUCAAGUCGGACCCGGGCCAGCCCGGCGUCCUCGGAGGCCUCGCCCUCAACGUCGACUACUUCAGGACCAUUCCCGGAAUAAUCAAGCUGGCGCAAUUGGUGAGUCUUAACCUACCGCCUACAACCUACUACAUAAUUACAACGAAAUAAACUCGUAAAACCCGUAACCCUGCUC
This is a messenger RNA of Orussus abietinus, 399 nucleotides long. RefSeq lists its product as uncharacterized. Bases 150 to 374 code for a protein of 74 amino acids. NCBI's taxonomy places the organism in Eukaryota, Metazoa, Arthropoda, Insecta, Hymenoptera, Orussidae. The record is from RefSeq and is a predicted model, not a curated record. The transcript has a single exon.